UCUCUUCGUGUAAGGAUGAUGUAUGAUGUCAAUUAAAACUCGAAUAGAGAAAAUGGAAACAAGAGGAGCAAAAGCAUUGAUUCCAAGACCAAUGAAGGUCGGGGAGUAUGCAAGAGAGAGAUUAGGUCGCGACUUUGGUUACCCUGGUAGACAUAUACCAAACAAACAUGGCUGUCCUGUCAUCUGAGCAGGAGUGUUCUCUGGACGAUUUAAUUAAAGAAAGACUGAAGUCAUGUCGCGUGACGCCGAAGGGCAUGAUCACGGGCUACUUGGAGUCGAAGAAGGCUUACGACGAACUGUUUCGCGACCUCAAGGUGUUGGGGUGCCGAUAUUCGGUGCGGUCCUGUUACGCAGGGAAAGCAGACUCAGGAAAUCUACAGUAUAAGAUUCUGUCCCCAGACCUUCAGAUCCCAUUCACAGGUUCUCCCUUUCAUGUUGAAGGCACUACAUAUUUCUUGUGCACACAUGGAUUUCGUUAUUUUAAAAGCAAAGUUCCUCCAACCGCAGAUGAGAAUAGUGAGUCAGAUAACUCAACCACUAAAAAGAAACGUCGAAAAACCAACGAAUCCAUCAAACUCGGCUGUCCUGCAAAGAUGACAGUGAAAUGUAUACGGGUAUACCCUGAUUACAAAACUCCUGCUGAUUCUUGGCGACGUAAAUCAGAUUUGCUGAAGAAGCUGAAAGCUGAUAUGAAAUCAACUCCACCACCCCGACAGGAGCUCAACUAUUGGAUUUCAGUGUCACCAGAAAGUGCCCACACCCACAAACGGACUACAACUCAAAGAAUUCAGCCUUUACAUCCAGAUCUAAUUUCAGAAAUCCACAACCUUGUUCGAAGAGGAGUAACUUCAGUUCCUACUGUUAAGUCACAACUUUCCAAAAUUGUUAGUGAUAUGUUUCUUAAGUCUAGCAUACGCCCUGAUCAUCAAAAUAGUGCAUUUUAUCCAAGUGAUAAAUGUAUUUACAAUCACAUUUAUGAUGCAAGAGUGGCCGUUUCCAAACUUCAAGACGAAGGAAAAAUGUUAGAUCCCAACUUAAUUUCUUUACCAGCAUCCACUGAGGACUCUUUUACUCAUCAGGAUCAUCAAAUCCCUGCUAAAUGUGACCCUGACUCGACUGUUGUUCCUGUUCUGGAUACUUUCACACAUGAAUGGCAAGAUCACACUGUAUUACCAUCCAACUUCGUCCAGGUUCUCAAUAGUAAUGGCACUCUUAUGCUUAUGGUUACCCAGCCCAUAAGUGAGGAAGUUGUUGGACAUGAAAAUUCUACUGAAGUGGAUGCUGCAAACCUUGUUAGUGUAAAUUUGGAUGAUAAUAUCUACCAUGUCAUCACUGGUCCUUCAGAAGAACGUAUCCUUCCACUCAAUGAUGAUGAGAACAUCUUGAUGACACAGACCUGCUCUGAUCAUGAUCAAAUUAAUGAAGUGUUAGCCAUGCAAGAGUCGGAAGAGACUGUUAUUUUGGAUUCGGACAAAAAUGGGAUAGAUUUUGACGGUGUCAUGAGCAUGGAAGGUACUUCCAUACUGGGUAUUCAGAACUCUCCUCACAUUGUUGAAGAUAGGGAUGAUACUUCAUGUCAUGAUGAUCGCAGCCAAUUCUUAUUUGUGGAGGAAGAUUCUCAAACAGAGCUACUAAAAGAGGUAAAGUGUCAAAACAGGGAUUUUUCCGAAUUGUGUACAUUGCCCCCUGUACCUUCACUCUCACCCAAAGAUCAUGAAGCCAGUUUAUUUCCCUCUGCUCUUGGUACUGAAGAUUCAGAGAAGACUAUGGAUGAAGUGUGUGGGCUUGAUACUGAAGGAGAGACAGAUAAACAGACAAAAACCAAAAGGCUGAAGAGAAAGCAUUCUGAAACUGACACUGAUAGCAGUACUCUAAUUUCAUCCCGUAGAGCCCUGAGAGAAUGUGCUCAAGACAUAAUCAAUAUGAGUUAUUGGUCAACAGAUACAAUACUCUUGCAGGAAAUGCUACGAGUAUUUGAAAAAUACAGAACCUGUGUGCGUGAAGAGUUGGAGGCUAAAAAAAAGCUGGGGAAAGAUGAGUUUGCCCUUUUGCAAACGUCGCCAGGAAAAUCAAGAUGGAAAUCCUCAUCAAAAAGUCAUGGGUUAACAGCCAAAACUCUUUUUCAGUCAGCAAGUCAGAAGGAGUCAAGGCAAAGUUCAAAGAAAUUGAGGAAUAUUGCUGGAACAUUAUUCUCUUCAUCAGAGAGCUCUGUUGGUGACUACGAAGAUUUAGUCAUAAAUGAUUAACUGUGUAGCAUUUUAAAUUAUUUAUUUAUUUUUUUGUGUGUACUUUUCAUACUUAUGAAGUCUCCUUACUUUAUCUGUCACUGAAGAAACUUUUAGUGUCUUGUUUUUUUUUUUGUGUUUUUUCCCCUGUUACUUUCAUUGAUCUGAUUGAUAAUGAAUGUACUGUACUGCAAUUUAUUAAUUCUUAAGUAUGGACUGAAUAUGUCUGUAACUCUCCUCAAUUAUCUGGAGGAUUGUCCAUGUUAAUCCGUAAUGAUAAAACGAAUUUGCUCAAGCUACUAUUCCGUAAUGUUUUGAAUCUUUUGCUUGCAAGAUUCAAAUGUAAUGUAGGUACUGUAUUCCGUUUAAUGCACACUUUGUGCUUCCUCAACAUUGUUUUAAUGUCGAUUAGUCAUCUACUAUCGACCUAUCACCUGUGAUACACAUUAUUAGAAAGAGAAAAAAAGGAGGAGGGGGAGUAGUCUGUAUAUAAGUCAAGUAUUUUUUUGUUUUUGUUUUUAUAGAGAUUGGUGUAAAAAUAUUUAUUUUCUCUCUUGAGAUUGUCUUCUAGGUGAAAAUGUGUUCAACUGACGUUUGCAAUAAUUAUCUAAGUCAUGUAUGUAAGCUCAGUAGUUCUAGAUUCUCUCUUGUUUUUUUUUUUUGAAAAUAGUUUUUUCCUUUUCUCAGCUGUGAUAGUUGAUGUUUUUAAUCUUUUAGUAA
This is a messenger RNA of Thrips palmi, 2945 nucleotides long. RefSeq lists its product as uncharacterized. The coding region runs from base 168 to 2246 and encodes 692 amino acids. The record is from RefSeq and is a predicted model, not a curated record. The transcript is spliced from 5 exons. Lineage: Eukaryota; Metazoa; Arthropoda; Insecta; Thysanoptera; Thripidae. Gene Ontology annotation, molecular function: DNA-binding transcription factor activity.